AUGGUUGUGUUUCAAAGGAGAAUAAAUGGUGGUCGAUUUUACAGAGGUUGGAAAGACUAUAAAAGAGGAUUUGGAAGUUUGCAGAAUGAGUUUUGGCUAGGCAAUGACAGACUCCAUAUUCUGACGUCACAAGGCAAAUUUGAACUGUUGAUAACCAUGCAGGAUUUUUCCAAUCAAAACCGUUAUGCUAUGUAUGAUAACUUUGAAGUAGGCGAUGAGAAAUCGAAAUACAAGCUGACAAUUAGUGAUUAUAGCGGUAAUGCAGGAGAUUCUUUUACAAGCCAUCGAGGGAGCAAAUUCACAACAAAAGACCAGGAUAAUGAUGUCAAUUCUGGAAAUUGUGCUAAUGAUUACAAAGGAGCCUGGUGGUAUACAAGUUGCCAUGCCUCAAAUCUAAAUGGACUCUAUCUAUCUGGAGAACAUUCUUCACAUGCUAAUGGAGUGAACUGGUAUCACUUUAAAGGUCAUUAUUACUCAUUGAAAACCACAGCAAUGAUGAUAAGAAUAUUAAAAUAAAAAAUGAUGUUUUCGUUUCACUUGCAUGAAAUAUUCAUUAAAACAGUCUAGCAUA
Messenger RNA from Mytilus californianus (California mussel), 571 nucleotides. RefSeq names its product ficolin-1-like. The record is from RefSeq and is a predicted model, not a curated record. Lineage: Eukaryota; Metazoa; Mollusca; Bivalvia; Mytilida; Mytilidae.